Chlorocebus sabaeus (green monkey) is the source of this 3594-nucleotide messenger RNA. RefSeq names its product G protein signaling modulator 1 (gene GPSM1). The record is from RefSeq and is a predicted model, not a curated record. Gene Ontology annotation, molecular function: GDP-dissociation inhibitor activity; G-protein alpha-subunit binding. NCBI's taxonomy places the organism in Eukaryota, Metazoa, Chordata, Mammalia, Primates, Cercopithecidae. Gene Ontology annotation, biological process: establishment of mitotic spindle orientation. Gene Ontology annotation, cellular component: cell cortex.
CGCGCGGGCGGCGGUGACAUCACGGCCACGGCGGCGGGGAGGGGCGGCGGCGCCCCGCGCACAUCACUUCCUCGGCGCCUCCCCGGGGGAGGACGGGCGGACGAGGCGCGGACGGACAGGCGGACAGCAGGGUGGACAGCAGGGCGGGCAGAGGGCAAACGGCCACGGCGCGGGGGGCGCUCCCGGCUCCCGCUCCCGCGCCCCGGACCCAUGGCGGGCCCGGCCCCGCCCGCGGCCGAAGAGCUCCCGGGCCCAGCCGCCAGGCGCCUCUACUCCAGGAUGGAGGCAUCGUGCCUGGAGCUGGCGCUGGAGGGCGAGCGUCUGUGCAAGGCGGGCGACUUCAAGGCAGGUGUGGCCUUCUUUGAGGCCGCCGUGCAGGUGGGCACCGAGGACUUGAAGACACUGAGUGCCAUCUACAGCCAGCUGGGCAACGCCUACUUCUACCUGAAGGAGCACGGCCGGGCGCUGGAGUACCACAAGCACGACCUCCUGCUGGCACGGACCAUCGGUGACCGCAUGGGGGAGGCCAAGGCCAGCGGAAACCUGGGGAACACACUCAAGGUCCUGGGGCGCUUCGACGAGGCUGCCGUCUGCUGCCAGCGGCACCUGAGCAUCGCCCAAGAGCAGGGAGACAAGGUCGGGGAGGCGAGGGCCCUCUACAACAUCGGGAACGUGUACCACGCCAAGGGCAAGCAGCUGUCCUGGAACGCCGCGAAUGCCACGCAGGACCCCGGGCACCUGCCGCCCGAUGUCCGAGAGACCCUAUGCAAGGCCUCCGAGUUCUAUGAGAGGAACCUGUCCCUGGUGAAGGAGCUGGGCGACCGUGCGGCGCAGGGCAGGGCCUACGGUAACCUGGGCAACACCCACUAUUUGCUGGGGAACUUCACAGAGGCCACGACCUUCCACAAGGAGCGCCUGGCCAUUGCUAAGGAGUUUGGAGACAAGGCGGCUGAGAGGAGGGCCUACAGCAACCUGGGGAAUGCCCACGUCUUCCUGGGGCGCUUCGACGUGGCUGCUGAGUACUACAAGAAGACGCUGCAACUGUCUCGGCAGCUCAGGGACCAGGCGGUGGAGGCACAGGCCUGCUAUAGCCUGGGCAACACGUACACGCUGCUGCAGGACCAUGAGCGUGCGGCCGAGUACCACCUGCGGCACCUGCUCAUUGCACAGGAGCUGGCCGACAGAGUGGGCGAGGGCCGGGCGUGCUGGAGCCUGGGAAAUGCCUACGUGUCCAUGGGGCGCCCGGCGCAGGCCCUGACCUUCGCCAAGAAGCACCUGCAGAUUUCCCAGGAGAUCGGGGACCGCCAUGGGGAGCUCACGGCCCGCAUGAACGUGGCACAGCUGCAGCUGGUGCUCGGCCGCCUGACCAGUCCGGCAGCCUCAGAGAAGCCUGACCUGGCCGGCUAUGAGGCCCAGGGAGCCAGACCCAAGAGGACGCAGAGGCUGAGCGCGGAGACCUGGGACCUGCUGAGACUCCCCCUGGAGCGGGAGCAGAAUGGAGACAGCCACCAUGCAGGGGACUGGCGGGGGCCCAGCAGGGACUCGCUCCCCAUCCCCGUGAGGAGCAGGAAGUACCAGGAAGGCCCGGACGCUGAGAGGAGGCCCCGGGAGGGCAGCCACUCCCCGCUGGACAGUGCCGACGUCCGGGUGCAUGUGCCGCGCACGAGCAUCCCAAGGGCCCCGUCUUCAGACGAGGAGUGCUUCUUUGACCUGCUGACCAAGUUCCAGAGCAGCCGCAUGGACGACCAGCGCUGUCCCCUGGAUGACGGCCAGGCUGGGGCUGCUGAGGCCACGGCCGCCCCCACCCUGGAGGACAGGAUCGCCCAGCCCUCCAUGACGGCCUCGCCCCAGACCGAGGAAUUCUUCGACCUCAUCGCCAGCUCCCAGAGCCGCCGGCUGGACGACCAGCGGGCCAGUGUGGGCAGCCUGCCGGGGCUUCGGAUCACCCACAGCAACGCAGGGCACCUCCGAGGCCAUGGCGAGCCCCAGGAGCCAGGGGACGACUUCUUCAACAUGCUCAUCAAGUACCAGUCCUCCAGGAUCGAUGACCAGCGCUGUCCGCCGCCCGACGUGCUGCCCCGGGGCCCCACCAUGCCGGACGAGGACUUCUUCAGCCUCAUCCAGAGGGUGCAGGCCAAGCGCAUGGACGAGCAGCGGGUGGACCUCGCCGGGGGCCCGGAGCAGGGAACAGGCGGCCCGCCCGAGCCCCAGCAGCAGUGCCAGCCUGGUGCAAGCUAAGGCCCUGUGCCCACUGCCAGGCCCGCCCUGCCCCCGCUCCUAGACGCUGGGCUCACAGUCACAGCCACGUCCUCCCGAGGCCAUCGCUGAGGACAGGCACUGGGCACGCAGCCCCAUGGCCUCCCCGACCCAGAGCAGCAGGCUCGGGCCGAGCUGCCCGCGGUGGGAGGGCGUUCUUCCAUCCUGGGCUGGCCCCCCAUGGCCCUGGACUUCCUCCCUCCUGCCCCGCCGCAGGCCGGAUGGGGUCUUCGGCAUGUCGGCCCCGACCCGGUGCUGUCAGACUCCCGCACCCUCUCCCCCAAACCCUUCUCGUUCUGUCCUGCCCUGCCAAAUGUGAAACCUGCUGUCUCCCCUACUCUCCCCAAAGGUGUCUCUGAGCCUCUUCCCGGGGCCACCAAGGACAGGGCCACGUUCUAUCCCCCCAGAGCUGGUCUUGGGACAGCCACGUGGCAGGCUUCGUCCCCUCCAGCUUCGUCCCGGGGCAGGGCUCCCUCCAAGCCUAUCUCCCCACUCCUUGCCCGGGCCGGAGGAGGUCUACAAUCACAGAAGACCCCCCAGACCAGGCGUGGCAGACCAGGCCACAGGGGCAGCUCUGAGGUGCCUCCCCCCUGCAGGGGCCUUGACGGGAGCUGGGCCUGUCUGUAAAGCAGAGGGAAUGGCUGGGCAUGAACUUCAACACUCCAAACCCUCAAGCCAGGAAAAAGGGCAGGGCCUGGUCCUGGGGAUGCUUGCUGGCAGCGGGCACAGUGCUCAGUCAGGGCGGGAGACAGCACCAGGCUCUGUGACCCUCACCCGAGGCGGGGGGUCAGUGGAAGCUGGGGAGGCUUCACUCAGCUCAACCCUGCAGAACCCCCGAUAUGAGAACCCCCCCUCCUCCCACCAGCUGGGGGAGAUGACAUCACUUCUGUCUCCCCAUGGGGAGGGGGCCCACAGGGCACUGAGUUCAGGAUCCUGAGACUGGCAGUACCUGUUGGAGCCUGAGAUGGGCCUGAGGUUGCCUGCUCCUGUCCAGACCCAGCCGUGGCAUCUCCCGGGGGCCCCACCAUGGCCCCACAGCCCCCAGGGCUGGCAGUUCCAUCUAGGAGGGUGCCUCUAGGCCCCGCUCUCAGGCUGGGAUGGAGAGGCAGUCCUGGGCCCGGCGAGGUGAGCUGCUUCUGGAGGGGCAGGGCCGCACCCCAGGGCAGGGACAGGUGCCCGAACACAGGGUCUCCAGGACGUAGCGCCCCCCUGCAUACUUGAAUGUAUGUGCGUAUUUAUUGCUCACAUGUGUGUGCCAUGUUGUCAGUGGGUCCUUUCCAACCCAAGAGGUACAUUUGUUUUUCUGUUUUUUCCUGAAAAAUAAAGUCAGCCAAGUGA